AUGACCAUGUCCGAACAUCUUUAUCCGACUCAUUCGGGAAGACCACAAUCGCAAGCCCAGGACUUGACCCCAUAUAGUGCUGUCUCAUCUUUCAACCUUCCGGCCCACUACGACUCUACUCUCAUUACUCCCGUGUCCCUGACCUCAUCUCCAUCUAUGCCAACCAAGUCAGCUCCAGCGAUGAAGCAGGGAACAGAGAUCAAACUGUCACCAGCAACUCUGUCUCCUCGUUAUCAUCUGUUUUGCCCGGAUGAUGACUUCGCAAGUCCCCGCUACAAUCCGCCAAUGAAACUCAAGGACCCUUCCGGCAUACUUCAGAUCUCGACAGCAGACAGUUCUUUCCCUGCAUCACCAUAUGUUUGCAACUCUCCCUACUAUGGAUCGUUUGGAGUUUCCGCAACCCCUCAUUCUGCCAGAACGACAAAUUCAUCACCGGUUGUACACACCAGUCCCCAUAGACACUCUGCCGGCGGUCUCAGCAGCACUGGUGGUCAUCAUUCCCGCCAGCAGACUCCAGCAAGCUAUCGAGCCAAUUUUCAAGCUCCCAUAUUGAUUGCCCCCAGUCCUGAGACUCUCCGGCCGGCAACGAACUAUGACCGUGGACCCUACCGACAGGACUCGCUUCAGUCACAUCGAUCGGCGCAGUCACCUCCCCACUCCCAAGGACCUCCAAAAGGGCCUUUUACACAGAACUUGAGUCCCAUACAUCCACGAGGGAAAAAGAGAAAGGAGCCUCCUAGUGAUUACGAUGAAAUUUUGCGCUCUGGCGACAUCAACGAGGAAGAGAAACUCCUACUUGAAUUAUCUCGCGGCAAAACACCAUGGAAGGAGGUCGCUGCCAAGUUCGGCAGAAUCACCGGGCAAACCAAACGAGUUGCUGCUUUGCAAAUGAGGAAGAAACGGUUGUUGGAAAGACUUCGGGUAUGGUCAGACACGGAGUUAAAGGCUCUGAAGCUUGCGCACGAGGAUCACGAGAAAGGCAAGUGGGCUUCAAUCUCCAAGGGCAUGCUGAAGCAUGGUACCCAAGAGAGAUGGUCACAGGAAGCAGUGCAGAAGAAAUGGAAUGAGAUGUACCCAGACCAGUCCUCGUUCAGCUGCCCUGAGUACGAGAUCGUGCCGAGGAAUUGCCAUCGAGCUUCUUCGGAUCUCUCAGUUGGCGAUCUCUCGGCAGGCAACAGCUGUUGGUCUGACGAGGGGGACAGCAGCACUCAUAGCCUGCACGAGUGUGAUAGUGCGACAUUGUUGUCAGCACUGUCCCCUGCCACCAUGGAUGAGGUACGGACUCGAGCUCUGAGUAAUGCGAACGCUCAAAUUCAACUACAACAACAGCAGCAGCAGCAGCAGCAGCAACUGAUAUUCGAGCAACAAAACCCACAUCAGAAUCAGCAUCCACCGCAACAUCCAAAUCAACAUCAUCAUCAGAAUGGUUGGGAUUCAGGACCUUAA
Hyaloscypha bicolor E is the source of this 1446-nucleotide messenger RNA. RefSeq lists its product as uncharacterized. Lineage: Eukaryota; Fungi; Ascomycota; Leotiomycetes; Helotiales; Hyaloscyphaceae. Bases 1 to 1446 code for a protein of 481 amino acids. The transcript is spliced from 3 exons. The record is from RefSeq and is a predicted model, not a curated record.